Molecule: messenger RNA, 3003 nt
Organism: Sparassis crispa
Lineage: Eukaryota; Fungi; Basidiomycota; Agaricomycetes; Polyporales; Sparassidaceae
Product: Alpha-glucosidase
Exons: 15
Coding region: 1-3003 (1000 amino acids)
Biological process (GO): carbohydrate metabolic process
Molecular function (GO): hydrolase activity, hydrolyzing O-glycosyl compounds; carbohydrate binding
Source: RefSeq, a predicted model, not a curated record
AUGUCCGGGGCGAAACAGGCGCAUAAAGCCCAGCCUAAGGCAGCACCGGGCGGCCCACCGUCCUCGUUCCCCAGAAGUUGGAUAAUCGUUGCCAUGCUGCCAGUGGUCCCUGCGCUGGUUUUCUUCUUCGUCGAGAGAGGCGUUCUCGGGCGAGCUGACUUCCGGAGAGGCGCUCUAUCGGGCAUUUUUGUGGUCAAUGAUUCGACCCAUUCUCUAAAUAUCUCAUCAUGCCCAGGAUACACUCUGAGUUCACUCACGGAGACAGCUUCGGGACUCACUGCUCAGUUGAACCUGGCGGGACCAGCAUGCAAUGCCUUCGGCCAGGACAUAUCCAAUCUCACACUGCAAGUUAAUUAUGACACAGAAACGAGACUGCACGUGAACAUCUUCGACACCGCAAACGCGCAAUUCACGAUCCCGCCCUCGGUGAUAUCCCUCGCGCCGCCGUCCGAAAUUGGUGCCGCACACACUUCGGACUUGGUAUUCAACUACGAGCCUGCCCCGUUCGCGUUCUGGGUCACGCGCCGCUCAGCGCCUGACGAGCAGCCGCUGUUUGAUACGCGGAUAGCGUCGCUCCCACAGACUCCCAUUCCUCCCGUGAUCCCCGGCGAUGGCUCCACGGCGCUCGACGGGUUCCCACUCGUGUUUGAGGAUCAGUAUCUCCAGCUGACGUCUGCGCUUCCCCGCGGCACGAACAUCUACGGCCUUGGCGAAGUCAUCGCGAGCAGCGGGUUCAGACGCGAUGUCGGGACCGACGGCAGGGUGGGCACCAUACAGACGAUGUGGGCGCGCGAUAUCGCGGACCCGAUCGACCAGAACAUGUACGGCUCGCACCCCAUUUACCUGGAGCACAGAUACAACGAGACGACGAAGACGUCGCAGUCUCACGGUGUAUUCCACUUCAGUUCCGCAGGCUCCGAUACUCUCCUCCUCACGCCGCCGUCAUCCCCGGUAUCUCUCAUCGAGUAUCGCGUGAUCGGCGGGACACUUGACUUCUACUUCUUUGCGGGCCCGACGCCGCAGACGGUGAUCGAGCAGUACGGUGAGCUCAUCGGACUCCCGACAUGGCAGCCCGCGUUCGGAUUCGGGUUCCAUCUAUGCAAGUGGGGAUACACGAACAUCUCUGAGACCAAGGAGCAAGUGGAGAAUAUGCGCGCUGCGAACAUAUCACUGGAAGUGAUGUGGAACGACAUUGACCUGUACCACGCGCUGCGUGACUUUACCUCUGAUCCUGUCUCUUUUCCCGCAGAGGAGAUGAGGGAGUUCAUUCGAAAACUGGCUGCAAACUACCAACAUUACAUCCCCAUCGUAGAUGCCGGAAUCAACCACCAAGCGAAUGUCACAGAUAUCUACGAUCCUUAUAUCAGAGGCACGGAGUUAGACGUCUGGAUCAAGAAUCCCGAUGGCUCACAGUACAUCGGACAAGUCUGGCCUGGCUAUACGGUGUUCCCAGACUGGUUCGCCGAGAACACGCAAACAUUCUGGACAGAAGCGCUGCGCAACUGGUCCGACAGCGGAAUCGAGUUCUCGGGAAUCUGGCUCGACAUGAACGAGGUUUCGUCGUUCUGCAACUACUCAUGCGGAACUGGUGCCAACUUGUCUGAUACGUCGGUGCCCACCGUCCUGCCUGGUUCACCAGGGAAUCUGGUGACAUCGUAUCCAGAAGGAUACAAUGCGACGCUUUGGGGGCCCAGUGGCAAUCUCACCGUCAACGGCUCGCUGACGUAUGGGGAAGACCAAAUCAGCUCCAAUAAUCUCGAGAGGCGGGGUGUCGGUGCUGGAGAACAGACUGGGAUCAACGUCAACUCUCCCCCGUAUGCCAUUCACAACGGCUUUGGACCGCUGAACGUCCACACGGUCGCGACAAACGCGACGCACGCGGGGGGCUACCUCGAGCUCGAUGUGCAUAACAUGUGGGGCCUAAUGGAAGAAAAAACAACGCACCUGGCGUUGCAGCAAAUCCGCCAUGGGAAACGACCGUUCCUCAUCAGCCGCUCGACGUUCCCGAGCACAGGGCGGUGGAGCGGACACUGGCUCGGCGACAACUUCAGCCUGUGGGCGUACAUGAAACACAGCAUCCAGGGCGUGCUACAGUUCCAGCUGUUCCAAAUUCCGUUCGUCGGUCCUGACACGUGCGGGUUCGAAGGGAACACGGAUGAGGAGCUGUGCAACCGCUGGAUGCAGCUCUCUGCGUUUUUCCCGUUUUACCGGAACCAUAACCAGCUGGGCGCGCUCCCGCAGGAGCCGUAUAGAUGGGACAGUGUUGCGGAGGCGUCACGCGUUGCGAUUGGGAUCAGGUAUAUGUUGUUUCCGUACUGGUACACGUUGUUCGCGAACGCUUCUCUGUAUGGCACGCCAGCAAUCCGCGCCCUCUUCUACGAGUUCCCCAACGAGCCUGAGCUGUUCGCGGUCGACACGCAGUUCCUCGUUGGCCGGGAUUUGCUCAUCACACCUGUGCUGACGCCGAACGUGUCCACAGUCGAAGGCAUAUUCCCGGGCGCGGGACAAGUGAUCUGGCGCGACUGGUACACACACGCAGCUGUGAACGCCACGCCGGGCGGAAACACGACGCUGUCUGCGCCGCUUGGGCAUAUUAACGUGCACGUUCGCGACGGCGCCGCGAUCCUGCUGCACCCGCAGCCCGCGUACACAAUUGCGGAGACGCGUGCGAGCCCGUACGGGCUGGUGGUAUCGCAGGCGGCGGGCGGGCAUGCGUUUGGCACGGCGUACAUUGAUGACGGAGAGUCCCUCCCGCCGACGGCGAACACGACAUUGACGUUCCGCGCGAGCUCGGGGCGGCUGGACGUAGCGAGCACGGGCAGCUUCGAUGUAGAGCAGAAGCUGGAGAGCUUGACGGUGCUGGGUGUGCAGACGCGGGUGUCUGAGGUGCGGGUGCAGGGGAACCUUGCGAGUACUUGGACGUUCAUCCCGGAGGUGGAGGAGUUAGUAGUGAAGGAGUUGGCAUUGGACCUCAAUAGCGCUGCGAGUAUUACCUGGCACUAG